This is a messenger RNA of Bicyclus anynana (squinting bush brown), 1684 nucleotides long. Its product is annotated as RWD domain-containing protein 2A. The coding region runs from base 487 to 1371 and encodes 294 amino acids. NCBI's taxonomy places the organism in Eukaryota, Metazoa, Arthropoda, Insecta, Lepidoptera, Nymphalidae. Gene Ontology annotation, molecular function: protein binding. The record is from RefSeq and is a predicted model, not a curated record. The transcript has a single exon.
UUUAAUAUUGAAUUGAAAUAGCAAAAGACUCAAAUCAAAAAUCAAUAACAUCAAAUGAAAAUAAAUAUUUAAUAUCAUCACAUCUAAAAUAUAAAUUUUGUUUUUUUUGUGAUUGGUGAAGUGAAUCAUGUUUCAAGUAUAUAUUGGGUAUAAUACUAUCGUCGUAAGUUGCAGGAGUUUAAAAUAAAACGUAGUGUAGUUGUGAUACGGAAUACAACGUGAACCAAAAUCUAAAUUGAUUGAAAUCUAAUCGAAGGUUUUGUUCCUACCCUUUUGGUACUUUCACUUUUAAUUGGAAGACUUAUUCGUUACUCAUUCAUGUGGUCAGGCAAUAUUCUUUUAUCCAUCACAUUCACAUAAUUUUGUUGAAAAAUACUAAUGGUUUACUAAAUGGUGAAAUAUAUUUAGAGAAACAAUUGAAUGGUAAUUGAAAUUUACUUGCCAAGUUAUUAAUAUUAAUUAGUACAUUUAAUACCAUAUUGUAAUAUGGAGGAACUUUACUUAAUAAGUGAAAGUUUAAGGUCUAAGUUAAUUGAUUGCUAUUCACAACAGUUGGAUGAAAUAGAGUUAUUGACUUGUAUGUAUCCUAAUAAAGAAGAAAUAUCAUUUACUGAUAAAAAUGUUCUCAGUGAGAUAAAAAAUUUUGUAGACAGUGAUACACCUUUUAAGCCAAAUCAUUUGGAUUUCAUUAUAAAAUUACAUGUUGAUGGCCUAAAAAUGGAACUGUCCAUUAACUUACCAAGUUUUUAUCCAAUUGAAGGACCAGACAUAUAUUUAAGGUGUAAUCAAUUAAAUCGGCAGCAGGAAACAGCUUUGAAUUCAGAUUUGUCUCUUCAUAUAAAAUAUAAUCACUUGGGAGAAGCAUGUCUAUAUACUGCUAUAAUGUGGCUACAAGAUAAUUUAGAAAAAUAUAAUACUAAAAUACCAACAACAAACAUAACUUCUAAUGACAAAGAAGAUGACGAGAAGUUUGCAAGAUUCUGGAUUUAUUCUCAUCAUAUUUAUAGCAAAAAAAAGAGAGAAGAUAUAAUGAAAAUGGCUAAAGAGUACAACUUGACUGGAUUCUGCUUGCCUGGAAAACCUGGUAUAAUCUGUGUAGAAGGUACAGAGUAUAACUGCCAUGAAUGGUGGAAAAUUAUUAAAUCAAUGUGUUGGAAGAGAAUUACAUUAAGACAAUCAGAAAUUUUUGAUGUGUCUAAGAAACCUGAGGAGAAAAGAUUUACAAAAUUUGAAGAGUUACAGUUUAAAACUGCAUCAUCAAAACGUGUAAACCAUGCUGAUAUGAGUGAAUUUUCAAAAUACAUGGAACAGUUCAGAUUGUCACAAGUGUUUAAUGAUAUUUUUGGCUUAUGUAAUGUCAACAAUGAAUAGUAUAUUGUGGCCAAGCAGUACAAUGAAAACCAAAACAUAGACUAUAUAUUUUUAUUUUAAGUUUAUAUUCUUUACCUAUUCUAUAAAAAUUUACAUGGACUUUUCAUGACUUUAUUACAGUGCAAUGUAAUGGUGCUCACAGAUUUAUAUUUGAAAUUGUUAUUUCUUAUUUUUAAACAAAAUUAUUGUAAAAGUGUUGUUGUCUACUUGCUAUUCUUUUGAAUUACUCUUGUAAAAUUCUUUUUUAAAAUCUAUUAGCCAAAUUACAAUCACAAAACUAUGUAAUGUAUAAUAAAUUAAUUAUAUGUAUAUA